AUGGCUUUUCCUUCACAAGCGGCCAUAUUGGAGAGCGUUCUCGGCAAGCGUUCUCGGGAAGAGGCCACGAACUAUCAGCGGUUCCCACACAGACGCAGGUUCAGCCACAGCAGAGAGUACAUGAGAGAAUCUUGGCCAAACAAGAGCCGCUAUGAUACGGUAGCGAAACGCCUGGCAAGCUUCAAAGAAUCGAGUGCUUUUUAUUUAGCGCACUACGGUUCGGCAAGGGUAUUUAUCCUGGCCGCCUGUGGACUCGCGUAUUUCGGCUCAAACGACGAAGUGGGCUGCCCUUGCUGCCUGCGCAAAGUUACCUUCGCUCAGACUGCAGAAUUGCUCGAGUCCAAGGAUUGGGACGCGACGAAGUUUCACGAGAGUCAAUGCAGUCUCUUCAAACAAAUCAAGAGAUCCUGCCGUAUGUGUCAAGUCGAUGGGUAUUCCAGAGACCAAUGGACAAAGCAUUUAUGGCGCGCACAUUUGCUCCCAAGUCUGCCCCCUACGUGGGACCAACCGGAAACGGCCAACGAGGCAGCACCCAAUGUCAAACCCAUGACAUUGGUACAGCCCAAGACAGUGGUGUCCGUGGAGCCUUCACUGAAGAUCAUCAUCAAGGUACCCAAGUCGACCAAACCGAUGACCUUGACCCAAUCAUCGACUGUGAUCUCCCUGCAGCCUUCACCGGAGAUCUCUGACAAGCUGAUCAGCCCAUCCACGUUGGUGCGACCCACGACUGUGGUCUCCGUGGAGCCAACCUCAAGGCUCUCGAGCAAGGUCACCGUAGUGGUUUCCUACCAUCCUACGCGCAAGGCGAUCUCGAUUGCUUCUGUGGACGAGAUCGAUUCGGCGGGUAUCAUCCGGCAGAUGACAGCGGCGCAGAUAAUGGAACUGGUGUCGACUAUGAUCCCCAGCCGACGGAGCAUGGCUCAUUUGACAGAACAAGAGAGCACCUCUUCGCCCAUCGAGAACAACAUCACGGCCCUGAUGGACCGAUCCGAGUACGAUGUUCUGCGGGCCAACGUGCGUGUGAUGCGGCAGGUCCUGGGACUUGUUCACAGCGAGAGCGAGGCUUCCGCUGGACGGUCCGAAUAA
Messenger RNA from Thyridium curvatum, 1086 nucleotides. RefSeq lists its product as uncharacterized. The transcript has a single exon. NCBI's taxonomy places the organism in Eukaryota, Fungi, Ascomycota, Sordariomycetes, Thyridiales, Thyridiaceae. The record is from RefSeq and is a predicted model, not a curated record. The coding region runs from base 1 to 1086 and encodes 361 amino acids.